Messenger RNA from Carcharodon carcharias (great white shark), 1177 nucleotides. RefSeq names its product zinc finger protein 623-like. The record is from RefSeq and is a predicted model, not a curated record. Gene Ontology annotation, molecular function: DNA-binding transcription activator activity, RNA polymerase II-specific; RNA polymerase II cis-regulatory region sequence-specific DNA binding. Gene Ontology annotation, cellular component: nucleus. The transcript has 2 exons. Gene Ontology annotation, biological process: regulation of transcription by RNA polymerase II. NCBI's taxonomy places the organism in Eukaryota, Metazoa, Chordata, Chondrichthyes, Lamniformes, Lamnidae. Bases 240 to 1109 code for a protein of 289 amino acids.
CGACAACACGCACCGACAAUUGCAAGUUGACAUGACCUUACUCGCCACGGAUUCCCUGAGCGGUAUGAUUUCUGUCUCCAGUGCUAUUGAUAUCCAGGAAUCAAGCUGGGGAAGCUUCUCUGAGUGGUUUUCAAUCAUACUAGAAUUGGAGGAUUUGCACUUUGGAAAAUCAAGCAUCACACCAGGAUCUUACAGAUUUUCGGAAUUUAUUGCAAGCUGAAUAUCAUUGGAUUUUGAACAUGGAAGGAAAUACCACUAAUCACAGUGGAGAGAAAGCAAACACAUGUUCUGUGUGUGGACGAGACUUCAGUCGAUCAUCUAGCCUGUCAAAGCAUAAGUGCAGUCACACUGGGGAGAAACCGUGGAAAUGUGGGGACUGUGGGAAGGAAUUUAGUUACCCAUCUUUGCUAGAAAUUCAUAGGCGCAGUCACACUGGAGAGAGGCCAUUCACCUGCUCGAUGUGUGGGAAGGGAUUCCAGCAGUCAUCCACUCUGCUGAUCCACCUGCGAGUUCACACUGGGGAGAGACCUUUUAAAUGUCCAGAGUGUGGGAAGCGCUGUAAAAGUUCUGGAGAAUUGUCAUGCCAUCAACGUGUUCACAGUGACAAGAGACUGUUCCGGUGUUCUCAGUGUGGGACUGCAUUUAAGGGCUCAGGUGAUCUCAUUGCACACCAGCGUACUCACACUGGAGAGAGACCAUUUACCUGCUCCCAGUGUGGGAAGAGAUUCACUCGGUUAUUCACCCUGCUCACACACCAGCGUGUUCAUACUGGGGAGAGGCCAUUCACUUGCUCCGAGUGUGGGAAGGGAUUCACUCAGUCAUCCACCCUGCUGAGACACCAGCGAGCUCACACUGAGGAGAGACCUUUUAAAUGCCAGGACUGUGGAAAAUGCUAUAAAAGUGCUGUGGAACUGAUGUCCCACCAAAGUGCUCACACUGCCAAGAGGCCUUUCAAAUGCUCUCACUGCGGAACUCAGUUCAGGCGAUCAUUUAACCUCAUGGUACACCAGCGCACUCACACAGGGGAGAGACCGUUUACUUGCACCAUAUGUGGGAAGGGAUUCACUCAGUCAUCCAACCUGCUUCGACACCAGCAAGUUCAUAAGUAGUGACGGCGAUUGAAUUCUGCUGUUAGUAACAUUCUGGUAGAUGUCAAAUAAAUCAGCUUUUUGUUAAA